AAUCUGCCAUCAAAGAUGCGCGCGUUUGCUUGUCUUGUUCUCAUCGCUUUGGCGUGCGCCGUCCAAGGCGCUCCGUAUCCUCGUAUCGUCGGCGGCAAAGAUGCUCCCAUCGGCAAAUAACCGUAUCAGAUAUCGUUAAGAUUUCUCGGCUCGCACAUAUGCGGCGGAUCCAUACUAGAUACUCGUAACGUAUUAACUGCAGCGCAUUACGUAGAUGGAAGGAGCAGCUAUCCCGAAUAUUUCUCAGUUCAUGCUGGCACGAACUUUCUAAAUGAAACGGGAGACGAGUAUAAAGUAGAAAAUAUGAGCAUCCAUCCGAAGUACGAUAGUUAUCUCAUCAGGAAUGACGUUGCUGUGCUUCAUCUCAAGAAACCUAUCAAAUACAGCGACAAGGUGAAGGCAAUAUCACUUUCGAGAAAUGACACAGGUCGUGAAAACAGAUCCUGCACGUUAUCCGGAUGGGGAACCACUAGGCUUGGUGGCAACGUUCCGAAAGAAAUUGAUUUGAUAGUUUAUCCUCAAGACAAAUGCAAAGACGCACAGUGUCAUAAUUGCACCUUUACCAAAGCGGGACAAGGAGCGUGUCAUGGCGAUUCUGGCGGACCAUUGGUGGCCAACGGCACUCAAAUUGGAAUCGUUUCCUUCGGUACACCUUGCGCGCGUGGAUAUCCGAACGUGUACACGAGAGUGUUCAGUUACGAAAAUUGAAUCAACGCGCAUCUUAUAAAAUAAAGGACUAUUUAUUCUUAUAUCAAAUCUCAAUCUUAUAUAAAGGACUAUUUAUUCCUAUAUCAAAGUCACUUCAAUGUGUAUUUACGAAAC
This is a messenger RNA of Pseudomyrmex gracilis, 822 nucleotides long. Its product is annotated as chymotrypsin-1-like. Gene Ontology annotation, biological process: proteolysis. Lineage: Eukaryota; Metazoa; Arthropoda; Insecta; Hymenoptera; Formicidae. Gene Ontology annotation, molecular function: serine-type endopeptidase activity. The record is from RefSeq and is a predicted model, not a curated record.